UGGCUAUUUAGUUGAAAUUAGUUUUAGGAGCCAUGAUAGGAACUAUCACUCAUGACCCGUCAAGUGGUUUGAUCUCGGGGGCCCAUCAGCUGUUACCUCCCGCCAAAUCAAAUUGGUGUUUUGACAAUUUGAAUAUAACGGUCUGAAUGUUUACACCAUUUCCAGAACAAUGCCUUUCAGAAGAUUGCACACCACUUGUUCACGUUUGAUGGUUAACGAACCGGCGAGCAAUUUCAAAGCAGAAUUGCCACGCAGUAAGCAUCCCAAAUUGCCCGGAGGUAAACCACCGGCGAAGGCGUCAAAAGUCAGUAGCUCAGAUAUAGUGCAAUGGAACAGGUCCGUCACUCAAUACAUGCGGGAAGGAGAAUUAGAUUCCGCUUUGAGGUUAUUCAACUCCAUGCCUGUCAAGUCAUGUGUAUCCUGGAACGCAAUGAUUUCUGGGUACUUGUUGAAUGGCAAAUUGGAUCUCGCUCAGAAGGUGUUUGAUGAAAUGCCUCAAAGAGACUUGGUAUCUUGGAACAUUAUGCUUAGUGGGUAUAUCAAGAAUAAGAAUUUUGGGGCAGCUAGGAUUUUGUUUGAUCAAAUGCCUGUUAAAGAUGUAGUGUCGUGGAACGCGAUGCUUUCUGGGUAUGCACAGAAUGGGUAUGUUGAUGAUGCUAGAAGGAUCUUUCAGAUGAUUCCUGUGAAGAAUGAGAUCUCUUGGAAUGGACUUCUCGCUAUGUAUGUUCAGAAUGGGAGGAUUGAGGAAGCGAGGAAAUUGUUUGGGUCGAAAGAUGAUUGGCCGUUGGUUUCUUGGAAUUGCUUGUUGGGUGGGUAUUUGAAAAAGAGGAUGUUGGCUGAGGCAAGAAUUAUUUUUGAUAGAAUGCCGGUGAAGGAUCAGGUCUCGUGGAACACAAUAAUUUCUUGUUAUGCCCAGAAUGAUGAUUUGGAGGAAGCGAGGAAGUUAUUCGAUGAGUCCCCUAUUAAAGAUGUGUUUACAUGGACUUCGGUGCUUUCUGGUUAUGUACAGAAUCGGAUGGUAGAUGAGGCCAGGAGGAUCUUCAAUGAGAUGCCAGAGAAGAAUGAGGUUUCAUGGAAUGCAAUGAUUGCAGGAUAUGUGCAGUCUAAAAGGAUGGACUUGGCGAGGGAAUUAUUUGGGGCAAUGCCUUGUAAAAACAUCAGCUCUUGGAAUACAAUGAUAACAGGUUAUGCUCAAAAUGGAGAUAUAACUCAUGCUAGAAAUUUGUUUGAUCGUAUGCCUAAUCGUGAUUGCAUCUCUUGGGCAGCAAUUAUUGCUGGGUAUGCUCAAUGUGGCGAUAGUGAGGAGGCAUUGCGCAUGUUUGUUCAAAUGAAGAGAGAUGGUGGGAGGAUAAAUAGGUCGGCAUUUACUUGCGUUUUGAGUACAUCUGCUGAUGUUGCUGCAUUCGAGUUUGGAAAGCAAAUACAUGGAAGACUUAUCAAGGCUGGAUAUCAUACCGGGUGCUAUGUUGGAAAUGCACUCCUAUCAAUGUACUGUAAGUGUGGAAGUAUUGACGAGGCAUAUGACGUGUUCGAGGAAAUAGCGGAAAAGGAUGCUGUCUCUUGGAACACAAUGAUCAUCGGUUAUGCAAGGCAUGGUUUUGGCAAACAAGCUCUUAGACAAUUCGAAUCAAUGAAAGAAGCGGGUAUCAGACCUGACGAUGUUACCAUGGUUGGUGUAUUAUCUGCUUGUGGCCAUACUGGCUUGGUUGACAAGGGCAUGGAACACUUUUACUCGAUGGGUCGAGAUUAUGGAAUAGCUACAAAUCCCAGGCACUAUACUUGCAUGAUUGACCUUCUGGGUCGAGCUGGGCGACUGGAGGAUGCUCAAAAUCUAAUGAAGGAGAUGCCUUGUGAGCCAGAUGCUGCAACUUGGGGUGCUCUCCUAGGGGCAAGUAGGAUUCACGGAAACACUGAAUUAGGAGAAAAGGCUGCUGAAAUGAUUUUCAGAUUAGAGCCUUGGAAUGCAGGGAUGUAUGUCCUUCUCUCAAAUUUAUAUGCCUCUUCUGGCAGAUGGCGUGAUGUUAGCAAGAUGAGAUUAAAAAUGAGGGAUACAGGUGUAAGGAAAAUGCCUGGUUACAGCUGGGUUGAGGUGCAAAAUCAGAUACAUCUUUUUUCAGUUGGGGAUACCAUGCAUCCAGACAGCAAGAGGAUAUAUGCUUUCUUGGAAGAGUUAGAAUUACUUAUGAAGCUGGAGGGUUAUGUCUCUGCCACGAAAUUGGUCCUGCAUGAUGUGGAUGAAGAGGAGAAAUCGCACAUGCUCAAGUAUCAUAGUGAAAAAUUAGCCGUUGCCUUUGCAAUUCUAAAUGUACCAUCUGGGAGACCAAUUCGGGUGAUGAAAAAUUUAAGGGUUUGUGGAGAUUGUCAUACUGCAAUCAAACUCAUAUCAAAGAUUGUGGGUAGAUUGAUUAUUGUUCGGGACAGUAACCGUUUUCAUCACUUCAGUGAAGGUGUUUGUACCUGUGGAGACUAUUGGUAGUACUAGAGUGUGAAAGUUACCAAUUAGAUCUCAGCCGCUGUAAUAUUUAGCUAUUGUGCUGGCCAUCUCCAUAGCUGUUGAGGAUUUCCUCUAGUUAUUGUAUACAGGGAAGAAAAGCAGAAACACUUGCUUUUAGUUCUUCCUCUAUCCAGGAUAGAUGAAAAACUUUUAUCAGAAGCAUCAGCACAGAAGAGGGAUAAGUGGAUAACCCCUUUCUCGGUGUUUGGUGAAUUCGGUGCGUAUAAUCUGUGAUCUCCUCGUAGACGUUGUUAAAAAAGGAGAUAUGCUGAGAUAUAGCCCAUAAUCCUUGCACUUAAAGCACCAUAGAACAAAGUAGGAGUAAUACUUUACUUAAGUUUAUCAGAUCUGAUAGUCGUUAGUCAGAAUAGAGUCGGCUUAAUUUGUGCGAGGGGUUUAGCAGUUGUGCCUCUAAAGUAAGUCAAUAUCACUUCAGGAGUACUUUGGUCCUCUAUUCUCUUCGAGAGUUUCUCGACUGGCUCAGUCUACCUGUCUGGCCCAAAUGCAUGACAGUGACUGUUUGUUGGGUAUUAUAAACCAUAAAUCUGCUCUACACUAAGCUCACUGACUGAUUUCCUGCUUCCUUGAGCCCCACUAGUUAAGCGGUAAUGAUGGUGAAACUCUCCUCAAAAUUUGCUUACUACCAGAACUUAUGACAUCUAAGAUUAUCUUGGCCCUAAGUUAACCUCAUCUGCAGACUGCAGCCACAAGAAAAGUAAUAUACAUCUUUUCUAGAUAUGGCGAUGAGCACAUGUAUUGAAUGACCAGAUAAUCACCAAAAUCAGUUGUAGUUGGUACUGGUGACCUUCUGAGUUCUGAGAGCAAAUGGAAGAAAGGAGUUACAAUUCCACAGGCUGAACAGAAUGGUUGAAAAAGACACAUUGCCUGAAGGUAGAAAAUACUUUGAUCAGUUAAGUGGAUCCAAUGGGAAGUUUUUGGGUAUGGAUGUGAACGGCUAUCUGCUCCAGACACUUUUGUCAUUCCACUCAGAGGAGUGAUAAUUUAUCCUGACAUAGUAAGGUGGGAUAGUAAGCAAGUGAUGCAGGGGUAGACCAACUCUACAAUAUAACAAGAGACAAUCAAGAUGUAUUUAUCUAGUUCUGGGAUCUCCGCUCAGCAUUCAAUUACUAGGCACUAUCUCAACAUUUGUAUAAGUUCAACACAACACUUCUUCGUGUAUAUUUUCACUCAAGCCAUGAAAGGUACAAUCCAAGAAGAUCGUUAACACACUGGAGAGAGAGGGAUACCAUAUAGCAUUAAUACCAGACCGAGGCAGUGAGCAUAAAGAACUCCCUACAGCCUUCAGUGGAAUUUCUCGAGCAUUUGGAGGCCAGAGGCUUAAUAUACUAAACUGUUGAUGCACCAUACAGUUGGACACAGGCAGGUUAUACAGGUACUCUUGAAGUUGAUUCUUGUACAUCACUUGUGCCGGGGGAACUGCAAAAGAAAUUAUACCAUUAGUAUUAUGAUUGAAUACAAAAAGUGCAAGAAAAUAAUGGUGAAUGAGAAGGGUCAUACUGGGAGUAAAUUUGGAGAACUCCAUUUGCAGAAGAUGCAAUUCUUUUAGAAACUAAAAAUGGAGUCUUGAAGUAUUAGCCCCUUUAUGGCUUUGUACAAACUACACACACUUACUUUGCAUGGGAAAUACGAAGGAGAAUCAUUUUGUACAAUAACACUACCUUUUCUCUUUAUUUCUAGAGGUGUACAUUUGGGUAACAAAAGAGUUUUAUUGUACAAUUAAU
Messenger RNA from Capsicum annuum, 4236 nucleotides. Its product is annotated as pentatricopeptide repeat-containing protein At4g02750. The transcript is spliced from 4 exons. Gene Ontology annotation, biological process: RNA modification. The coding region runs from base 170 to 2476 and encodes 768 amino acids. The record is from RefSeq and is a predicted model, not a curated record. Gene Ontology annotation, molecular function: protein binding; RNA binding; zinc ion binding. Lineage: Eukaryota; Viridiplantae; Streptophyta; Magnoliopsida; Solanales; Solanaceae.